Molecule: messenger RNA, 1925 nt
Organism: Daktulosphaira vitifoliae (grape phylloxera)
Lineage: Eukaryota; Metazoa; Arthropoda; Insecta; Hemiptera; Phylloxeridae
Product: endochitinase
Exons: 9
Coding region: 202-1791 (529 amino acids)
Biological process (GO): chitin catabolic process; carbohydrate metabolic process
Cellular component (GO): extracellular region
Molecular function (GO): chitin binding; chitinase activity
Source: RefSeq, a predicted model, not a curated record
GUGCGUACACUCGUGCUCGUGCGCGCACGCGUAUGUCUUAAAGUUUAUUUGACAAAGAAGAGCGUUGACAUUGAGGAAUUUCGAUCAGACUAUAAAUUAGUUACUGUCUAGGCCAAAUACUUCAUUUAGUCUGAGUAGUUAUAUUCUGUUGGGCCUACUCGAAUAUUGUGAUUUUCUACAAAAGAUAAUUUUAUUACAAGGAUGGCGGUCACUGUGUGGCCAUUGUUAGCAUUGGUGGUAUUAAGCUCAGUGACGUAUCUUGAUUGUGCAAAAGUCAUUUGCUAUUUUAGCAAUUGGGCAUUUUAUCGUCCGGGUAUUGGAAAAUAUACUAUAGAUGAUAUACCUGUGAAAGACUGUACCCAUGUGAUAUAUUCAUUUGUUGGUGUGGAUAAUACGACUUGGGGAAUAAGUAUUAUUGAGCCUGAGUUGGAUGUCGAUAUGAACGGUUUUAAAAAUUUUACUAAUCUUCGAAAACAAUAUCCAGAUGUAAAAUUUACAGUAGCACUCGGUGGUUGGGCCGAAGGAGGUAAAAAAUAUUCUACAUUGGUAUCGUCUCAAGUUAAAAGAAAUACGUUCAUAAAAAGUGUAACAGAGUUUCUAAAGAUUUAUGAUUUUGACGGUCUUGAUUUGGAUUGGGAAUAUCCAGGAGCGGCUGAUCGAGAUGGAGCUUUUUCGGAUCGAAACAACUUUUACUAUUUCGUACAAGAAUUAAAAGAAGAAUUUUUAAAACAAAACCCUUCUUGGGAGCUCACGAUGGCUGUACCAAUGGCAAGUUUUCGAUUAAUGGAAGGCUACUAUGUUCCAGGGUUAUGUAGUUUAGUUGAUGCUGUGCAUGUAAUGGCUUACGAUUUGCGAGGUAAUUGGGCUGGAUUUGCAGAUGUACAUAGCCCAUUAUUUAGAAGACCCACAGAUCAAUACUCUUACGAAAAACUUAAUGUAGCUGAUGGUAUGCAACUUUGGGUCGAUCUUGGUUGCCCCCCAAAAAAAUUAAUAAUGGGGGUACCGUUUUAUGGAAGAUCAUUUACGCUGAGUGCCAGUAAUAAUGACUAUAAAAUAGGUACUUAUAUUAACAAAGAAGCAGGAGGGGGUGAAGCUGGAAACUAUACACAAUCUGUAGGAUUUUUGGCUUAUUACGAGUUAUGUGUAAAUUUGCUCGAUGAAAACGAUGGUUGGACAAAGAAAUGGGAUCCAAUAGGACUGUGUCCAUACAUGUAUAAAGGAACUCAAUGGGUUGGCUAUGAUAAUACGACAAGUUUAGAAUUUAAAAUGGAACAUAUCAAAAACAAAGGUUAUGGUGGUGCUAUGGUAUGGGCUAUAGACAUGGAUGACUUCCGUGGUCUUUGCGGACCAAUAAAUCCACUUAUACGAGUGCUUGCAGAUGCCAUGAACACAUAUACGCCACCAGACUUAAAAAUUUCAACAACGCCUACACCCGACUGGCUUAUACCUCCUCCAAAAAUUUCAACAAACAAAGAAAAUACUACACCUCAAACAAUAUAUUAUGCUCCACCUUCAACAUCAACAUUAUCAUCAACUUCAACUACGACAGAUAAUGAAUCGGGAGAUACAAAUUAUAUUCAAAUAUCAAUACCAGUUAAUGAAGAACAAAAUAUUGGUAGAGGGUGUAGACAAGGAGAAUUCAUACCUCACAGCUAUUGCAAUAAAUAUUCUCGAUGUAAUCAUGGAAAGUUAACUACAUUUACUUGCCAAUCUGGUACAUUUUGGAAUAAGCAGGAAUUGAUUUGCGAUUGGCCGUACCGAACUUCUUUGUCUGACUGUAUUAUAGUGUAAUUUGUAAUGAUAUUAACUAUGAUGACUAUGAUGAUAUUAUAGUCAUCAUCAGAUUAAAAUAUGUAAACAUUUUUAAUUACUGUGUGAACUUUCUUGUAUAAUUUUUCUUGCAUAAUAUAAUAAUAUGUUUUAAU